This is a messenger RNA of Diatraea saccharalis (sugarcane borer), 558 nucleotides long. Lineage: Eukaryota; Metazoa; Arthropoda; Insecta; Lepidoptera; Crambidae. The record is from the annotation of a GenBank genome assembly.
AUGACUGAGGAGACGAAAUGUUAUUCUGAGGUGAGUGAAUAUAAUAUUGUGGCGAUGGGUGAGAUGACGGGUUAUUGGAAUGUGGUGAUAGGUGAGGUGACGAAAUAUGGUACCGAGGAGAUGGAUUGUGAGACUGAGGGGAUGGUGAAGAGUAACGUGAUUGUAUGUCAUGUGGGAUUGAAUAAGGUUAAUGUAAAUGAAAAUUUAUUAAAAGAUUUGAAGAAGAAGAGUGCUGAUGACCAGAAAAAUUUAAAGAAAACUGUUGGUGGCUCCUUCACACCUACUUUAACAGAUGUUGAUCAUCAAAUCCUUUCAGUUAAGGAUGCUCAAAUACGUCCUGAUGUGAACCCUUAUGAUGAUGCAGCUGAAUAUUUUGGGGACAAUGUUGAAGAAAAUUCGUUACCAGAGCAUAACUCACAGCCACAACCUAAUCCACAACCACAAUCUAAUCCACAGCCACAACCUAAUUUACCCAAGUCAAAUAGAAAAAGGAAACUGGUGCUUCAAAGAAAAAAUGACAAAGCUGUAUUAAUAACAAACAUCCAGCUGAAGCUUUGA